AUGGCUUCUUCAAGCGAGAUUUCUCCCAGAAGUACUCACCCGUCACAUCUUCAUUCCAGCUUGGUCAAUUUCGUGGUUGCCAAUCGUACAGCUGUUACUAGCAUGAUGAACCCUCCAAAGGCGGACCUUAAAACCUUUGAAACAUACUUCUUGGACCUGCCAGCUGAAAUCAGAUGUAUGGUUUACAAGUACGUCUUCGACUGGGCUAUACUGAAACUUCAUUACCACCUGCAACACACUCACAUAGAGCGAGGCAAACUCAGACUGCAACCGGUUUCUAUAGACGACAUAAUCACGCACAUCAGCGAUUACAAAGGAGCUUUGCUACGAGUUUCUGCCUUUUGUAAGCAGGAAGCAUUGUACAUGUUGGCGUCCUGCACAACGAUCGUCUUUGAGCAUCAGGAUAACCAACGAGAAGACCUGCUACAUCCUAUUGACCACGACUUCCUGAGGCACGUCAGAGGUGUCCAGAUGUUUCCUGACGCUUUCAUUCAUACCGACAGGAAACUACUUCCCAACCUGAAAGAGGUCGUUCUCAGUUAUAACGUUGGUGGUCCCUGUGGGCGGAUAUCCAUUCGAGCAUGGUUUCAUUCCCUAACUUGCAGCACUUGUGUUGAUCCUACAGGCUUUAUGUCCUAUGAAAAAAUCAAGUACGAAUUGUGA
Molecule: messenger RNA, 663 nt
Organism: Lithohypha guttulata
Lineage: Eukaryota; Fungi; Ascomycota; Eurotiomycetes; Chaetothyriales; Trichomeriaceae
Exons: 1
Coding region: 1-663 (220 amino acids)
Source: RefSeq, a predicted model, not a curated record